Messenger RNA from Akanthomyces muscarius, 804 nucleotides. RefSeq lists its product as uncharacterized. Lineage: Eukaryota; Fungi; Ascomycota; Sordariomycetes; Hypocreales; Cordycipitaceae. The record is from RefSeq and is a predicted model, not a curated record. Bases 1 to 804 code for a protein of 267 amino acids. The transcript has 2 exons.
AUGACGGGGUCCAAGACUGUUGUUAUUACCGGCGCAACCCGCGGCAUAGGCUACGAGACGGCCAAGGCCUUUCUCCAGUCCCCCAACUCGUACCACAUCUUUCUUGGUGCCCGAUCCCUUGCCAGCGGCGAUAAAGCCGUUGCGCAGUUGAAGCUGGACUGUCCAUCUGCUUCCAACACCAUCGAGGUGCUACUGAUUGAUGUGGAAUCCGACCAGUCCAUCGAAAAGGCCGUCGAGACUGUCAAGAGCAGACGCGGCACGGUCGACAUUCUCAUCAAUAAUGCGGGGGCCGCGUAUGACUGGGACGCCGCCGACGGCAAGGUCUCCCUCCGCGCCUCCUUCACCAAGGCCUACGACACCAACGUGUCGGGCGCGCACGUCGUGACCUGGCACUUUGUGCCCCUGCUGCUGCCCUCACCCGACCCGCGCAUCCUCUUUAUCGCAGGUCUCUCGCAGCUGACGUCGGCCGCGACCAAGGACUAUUUCCCCUCGGGCCCCGUGGCCGCUGGCUGGCCCAAGGCGGUGCCCUUUGAGACAAUCGGCUACCGCUGCUCCAAGACGGCACUGAGCAUGCUCAUGCUCGACUGGCGCUGGAAGCUCCGCGAGGACGGCGUCCGCGUCUUCAGCGUCAGCCCGGGCUUCUGCGUCACGGGGCUCGGCAAUCAGGGCGACGACAAGAUGGCCGCCAUGGGUGCGCAGCGCACGGCGAAGCAGGGCGCAACAACGAUUAUCAGCGUAGCCGAGGGGCACAGAGACGGUGACAUUGGUCAGAUUAUUGAUGAGGACGGUUUCGUUCCGUGGUAG